Penicillium daleae is the source of this 513-nucleotide messenger RNA. RefSeq names its product scytalone dehydratase arp1 (gene arp1). The record is from RefSeq and is a predicted model, not a curated record. Lineage: Eukaryota; Fungi; Ascomycota; Eurotiomycetes; Eurotiales; Aspergillaceae. Bases 1 to 513 code for a protein of 170 amino acids. Gene Ontology annotation, biological process: melanin metabolic process. The transcript is spliced from 4 exons. Gene Ontology annotation, molecular function: scytalone dehydratase activity.
AUGUCGCCCGCUGUCAAACUCAACGCUGAGCCUAAUCUUGAUAUUAGCUUCCAGGACUACCUGAUCCUGUCAAAGCUGGUCUUCGACUGGGCCGAUAGCUACGAUGCCAAAGACUGGGAUCGACUCCGCAGCAUAAUUGCCCCGACUCUGACGGUCGAUUACACCAAAAUCGGCCUCAAAAGAUGGGACGACAUGGCUGCCGACGACUACAUGGCCAUGAUAACCCACCCAGGCUUCUUAGGUGAUCCCACCAUCAAAACCCAGCACCUCCUGGGCCAAACCUGGUGGGAGAAGAUCUCCGACACCGAGGUGAUCGGCCAUCAUCAGCUUCGCGCUGCGCACCAGGUCUACACGGACGAUGGUUUGGACGAGGUCAAGCUGCGGGGUCACUCGCAUGCUACCAAUGAACACUAUUACCGCAAAGUUGACGGGGUGUGGAAGUUUGCUGGGUUGAAGCCUAAUGUGCGGUGGAAUGAGUUGCGUUUUGAAGAGGUUUUCAAGGGACUGAACUGA